This is a messenger RNA of Cucurbita moschata (crookneck pumpkin), 621 nucleotides long. RefSeq names its product mitochondrial pyruvate carrier 1. The transcript is spliced from 5 exons. Bases 115 to 438 code for a protein of 107 amino acids. Gene Ontology annotation, biological process: pyruvate import into mitochondria. NCBI's taxonomy places the organism in Eukaryota, Viridiplantae, Streptophyta, Magnoliopsida, Cucurbitales, Cucurbitaceae. The record is from RefSeq and is a predicted model, not a curated record. Gene Ontology annotation, cellular component: mitochondrial inner membrane.
GACUAUCGCACUCCAUCUUCUCCCUUUAUGUGGAUUCGAAGUCAAAAUUCUCUAGCGGUUCUCCAUUCUCUCUUGGCUGGAUCUCUCCAUUGAGUUGCAGACUGAAAUUGAAGAAUGGCGUCAUUCCGAGCAUUCUUGAACAGCCCUGUUGGUCCAAAAACUACUCACUUCUGGGGACCUGUCGCCAACUGGGGAUUUGUUGCUGCUGGGUUAGCAGACAUGAACAAGCCACCAGAAAUGAUUUCUGGAAACAUGACAGCAGCAAUGUGCGUCUAUUCAGCACUGUUUAUGAGAUUUGCAUGGAUGGUGCAGCCCCGCAAUUACCUACUUCUUGCUUGUCAUGCAUCGAAUGAGACUGUACAGAUGUAUCAAUUCUCACGUUGGGCAAAGUCUCAAGGGUACUUGUCAGAGAAGAAAGACGAAGCUGCAUCUCAGUAGCCUGAUUUUGGGCAAAGUAAUUAUCCUUUUGUGUUCGUGUCAUGAUUUUCUGAAGGUUGUAAUUGACCCAUUGAUAAUCGUUGUGUAUGUUAUUUGAAAAUAUGUGAGAAAGCUACUUCAGUAACGCCAAAAUGGAAUUGGGAAUUUUCUCCCGAGAAGCAAUAAAUAUUUUAGACUUUCCAA